Molecule: messenger RNA, 724 nt
Organism: Linepithema humile (Argentine ant)
Lineage: Eukaryota; Metazoa; Arthropoda; Insecta; Hymenoptera; Formicidae
Gene: Urm1
Product: Ubiquitin-related modifier 1
Biological process (GO): tRNA thio-modification; protein urmylation
Cellular component (GO): nucleus; cytoplasm
Molecular function (GO): protein tag activity
Source: RefSeq, a predicted model, not a curated record
AAAAUCGCAUAUAUGCGAAUUUUUUAUUUUUCUUUUAUUCUAACAAUCGAUUCUGCCCUUAUACGCACAAUCAAAAAUUCAUAUUGCAUAAUUUUUUCUGCAUCUAGGAAUUUAUGCGUUGAAUGCAAAACGAAGAUACUGCGGUGGCGUACCGCUACGUUGAAAACGCUGAUUAUUGUCGAUAACUAGAAACACGCUGUGAGUACGCGCGGAAAUCUGAUUGUAACCUCGAAAGCCUUCGAUUUUUGCGCGUAGUAUAACGAUGACUUCAAUAACAGCUGGACUUCCGCUCACAAUCGAAUUUGGGGGUGGGGCGGAAUUAUUAUUUGACAAGAAGAGAGAACACAAAGUGGACCUACCUGGCGAGGAGUGGACCUUGAAACAACUGCUGUUCUGGUUACGAGAUAACCUCCUGACGGAGCGGCCGGAACUCUUUAUGCAAGGUGACACAGUAAGACCGGGUAUUCUAGUGCUAGUAAAUGACGCCGACUGGGAAUUGCUGGGUGAAGGCGAUUAUAAACUGUGUCCGCGGGACAAAGUGCUCUUCAUCUCGACGUUGCACGGAGGAUAGAAGGUAUGAAUUUCCGAUAUUGAAAAUCAACGAGGACAAGUGCGAUCCACCCGAACAUCGUGGACUCUUUUUGAUAUGUAUAAAAAAUUUUAUAUCUAUUUUAGAUUGUCGCAUUGAUUGCGACAUGAGAAAAUAAAGUUCUUUCUCGCAGGA